Somion occarium is the source of this 1476-nucleotide messenger RNA. Lineage: Eukaryota; Fungi; Basidiomycota; Agaricomycetes; Polyporales; Cerrenaceae. The record is from the annotation of a GenBank genome assembly.
GAGUUUCUACAAACACAGAGACGAUUCGCCUGUAAGUUAUAGACUAUGCCGGGGCUUGUGGACAGCGACGAAGAGUUUCGACCCGACGAUGCUCGAGUGGUUGACUAUGAUCCCUCUGAGGAAUUACCACUCAGCUUAGAUGCUGGAGUGAUGGAACAUUAUCUGGACGUCGGGCCAUCGUCCUUGCGCCAUGAUACUCUGAACGACCCCAAGUACGGCGGUGCUCGUAUAAGACGUGAUCAGUUGUCCGACGAAGACGAAGACGAGGAACCCCCUUCAAGCAGUGAAGAAGAAGGCUACUCUAUUUUGUCUCCUUCACGAGAUUCUGAAAAGCGUUCUGCACCUGCAAGAAAACAUCCUCCUCAAGAACAGACGGAUGCCACCCCUGCGACAGAGAAUAACGUCUCAACUCUACGAGUCGUAGGUUCUGACGAUCGAAACAAGGGUAAGGCGGUCACACAUCAGAUCGCAAUGUGGGAUGCACUGCUGGAUGCAAGAAUACGUUUGCAGAAGGCUCUCACAACUACCAACAUUCUAACAUCACCAUCACGUUUCCCCGACGUUUCCAGACAUCCUUCAGCAUCGCAGUCACUGAACUCCAUGCUUGACGAAGCGACCGCACUUUCCCGUGAACUUUUAAAACUUCAAGAAAGCAUCACCAAACGUGAUACUCUAUUCCCUUCCUCACCCUCCACCCCGGUUGUUGAGAAGUCCGAAUCUAACGCAGAAGCUAGUAUUUCUGCACUUUCCGCUGCUGAGUCUGCACGUGAAGCUUCGCAACACCAAGCUCUCGUUCAGACGUUGUCAAAAUGGUCAACGAAAAUCCAAGCUGCUCAACCCAGUUUCUUGCUUCCCGCGAAGUCGUCGUUCAAGAAUGCCUGGAAUAAGGAAGAGAACCAUCGACCACCCGGGGUGAUCCAAAUCAUCCAAGAAGACCUCAACGACAGCGAAAAGCUUCUCUCACGCACUCGAACACUUCGUAAUAACAAAGCCCGCACUUCCGCCUCCGGCGCGCCGGAGGACGGCUCUGCAAACAUCUUCGACGACACCGACUUUUAUCAACAACUCCUGCGAGACGUGAUUGACACCAGAGGUUCAGGCAUAGGCGAGGAAGAGAGUUGGGUAGCAAGGCAGCAUGCCAGGAAAGCUAAAAAGAAGGCGAAUGUAGAUACGAAGGCAAGUAAAGGGAGGAAGUUGAGGUAUGAGGUGCAUGAGAAAAUUCAACAUUUCAUGGUGCCUAUACCAGUCGUACAGGGCGGGUGGCAUGAGGAUCAGAUUGAUGACUUGUUUUUGUCGUUGGCGAUGUAUGAUGGAGAGCCGUGAGGGAGUGGUUAGAUGUUGCAUAUAGCUUACAUACUAUUUUUUGUGUCUAUCGCCAUACUGUCGAUUGGCACGUUCUCAUAUCAUAUAGACGUACAUGAUGAGCAAAUGAAUCAAUAAGACGAGGUUCGUAGCCUGAAACUACGUGUUUAAUGC